AAUAAAGACUAAACUAAACCGCAGUAACCAAAAGCAGUAGCUUACGACAGUUGCGGCGGUUCACUCGUGUGUUUGCUCUUAAAAUAUUGGUUAAAUUGGUUAAAUAUUUACUAUCUAAUACUUUCAUUGCUAUCUUCAUCUUUUAGAUUAGUUAACAAUGUGAAUAAAGCGAUGGAUCUCAUUUUAAUUGUUUUCAAAAAUGGCUACAUUAGUAACAAUGAGUACUUCAAUGGCAUCCCCUAAGUCUUCCCUCGCUAAGCUUGUAUUGUCUCCUAAAACUAAACCUUUUAAAGUUAUGGUUUUAGGUCAAUCAGGUGUGGGAAAGUCUGCGUUGGUCGUACGAUUUAUAACUCGGCGAUUUAUUGGCGAAUACGAUCCCAAUUUAGAGAAGAUAUAUACAUUCCAAACUGUCAUUGACAACGAAGCGGUUUACUUUGAAAUACUCGACUCGGCUGGCGAUCCUCACGAAAGUGAAUUCUCUAAUAUAGAGAGUAACAUCAAAUGGGCAGAAGCAUUCAUCUUAGUAUAUUCCGUAACAGACAAAUGUUCAUUUGAUGAAUGCCACCGGUUGAAAUUUUUAAUAAACUAUAAUAAGAGACGACGUAGGCUUGCCUCUUCUAUAAAGGACAAUAUUCACGAAACUCCGGUAGUCCUUGUUGGCAACAAGAUAGAUCAAGUUGGCGAUCGUAUGGUGACAACUGAAGAAGGUCAACGCCGGAGUAAAGAAAUAGGUUGCGUUUGUUUCCACGAAAUAUCUGUCAGAGAAAGCAUUGAUCAGGUUUAUGGCGUAUUCAGAGAUGCACGACGUUUCUGGAGGGUUGGAAGUAAAUGGUCCCGAGGCCGCAGCGACACUGACUUGCCGACUGCGUUGGGCAGACCACUCUCCAGAGCAGCCUCCGAUACUACGGAACCUACAACGGUUUCGACUACGUCUCUUUGUCGUCGUUGGACUGAAUUCGAUUUCGAGGAAGAAGAAAAAGAAAGGGGUGUGAUUCGUAGUGAUUCCAAUUCUUCCAGUGAAACCAUUGAUGAAUUUCGUGCACGAGCUAGCACGGAUUCGAGGCUACCACCAAGGCCCACUAGAUCUCGACACCCGCCGGUGACCAGACCCCUAACCACUCCUGUUAGACGAAUGAGUGUAGCAAUGAGGGGCAACAGUUCCAGUACAUACUGAAGCUAUUAUGCUGCUUAAAGACAAAUCACGCUCAUUGAGCGAUAAAUACAUUACAACGGUUGGUGGUUACAGGAUUGCAUAUACAUUCACGUGGCAAAAUUUGUGUUAUGGCUCUAAAACAACGCUCAUGACUUGUUUUGACAAUCGCAGAAAGACCACAUCGAAAAAUUCGUGUUGUGGCUGACAUUUAGUAAGCAAUCGAAAAUCGUUGUCUGCUUGUGAUCGACACAAUGUGUCGUUAGACAUAACGUAGGUAUAACAAUAUCGCCACGUAUAUAUCUCCACAAAAUGUCGGAUUAAAUCUUUUUCUACAACUCAACCAAAUAAGUUAAAAUAAAUAAAAUUACUUUUUUAUACAUAUUGCAUCAUAGGAAUAUUAUUGUGUCUCUAUAAUCAUUUAAAUGUAAACAGGGCCCAAAAUAAUAUUUUAAGAUGGAUCGCAUUUAAAAAGAUAUCGUUGUAACAGAAUACUUAUCUUUCUGAAAGCCCAAUCUUCUGAACUGAUG
Zerene cesonia (dogface butterfly) is the source of this 1680-nucleotide messenger RNA. Its product is annotated as ras-related and estrogen-regulated growth inhibitor. NCBI's taxonomy places the organism in Eukaryota, Metazoa, Arthropoda, Insecta, Lepidoptera, Pieridae. The record is from RefSeq and is a predicted model, not a curated record. The coding region runs from base 200 to 1174 and encodes 324 amino acids. The transcript has 7 exons. Gene Ontology annotation, molecular function: GTPase activity; GTP binding.